UGUCAGUUUGUGUGCGGUGACAGACAACCAUCCGUGCGCUAACAAAUCAUCUGUAGGUAGAGACUAUGGAAGAAAUCAAUAACAUUGAAGUGGUUCCGUGCACAGAGUCCGACUAUCUGAAGCCGUUCAGGGUGCACUAUAACCAGAAUGGUACAAAGAAAUCCUGGGACUUCAUGCGAACCCAUGACAGUGUAUCGGUGCUGAUCUUCAACACCACCUCUCACUGUUUUGUCCUUGUCAAACAGUUUCGUCCAGCUGUGUACAUGUGUGAGUGGGAAAAGGCCAAGACACAGCCGCCUCAGGCUGCAGAGAAAAGCGAGGAGGGGGCAGCCGAAGCCGCCGCCCCCGAGCCUCAGGAGGGCCAGGCGGCCUCAGAGGGGGACAGCUCCUCUCCGUGGCCCCCGGCGUCGGCGGGGGUCACCUACGAGCUCUGCGCCGGGCUAGUGGACAAACCUGACCUCUCCUUGGAGGAGAUCGCCCGGCAGGAGGUGUUGGAGGAGUGUGGCUAUGAUGUGCCAGCAUCCAAACUGAAGAGGAUCACUUCUUACAGGUCGGGUGUAGGAGUAACAGGUGCUAAGCAGACCAUGUUUUACGCCGAGGUGUCGGACGACAACUGCGUGAGCGCAGGCGGAGGUGAGCCGAGGGAGGGAGAGCUCAUUGAGGUGGUCAAAGUCCCGCUGCACGAGGCCAUGACGUUCGCCUACAACGAACGUAUACCCAAAACCAUGGGCGUCAUAUUUAGUUUCAUCUGGUUCCACAAUAACAUGUCUCCCAAGUACAAGAUCUCUACCAACGUGUAACCACCCCCUUUCUACUGUUUUCCCUCAAAUUAAACCAAACACUGGUCCAGCACAUUCAUCCCCCUGACAGCUCUUCAUCCUGUAUUGCCUUUAUGCUUAUUGGUACAUGAUGGAGGGCAGUUUCCUUGUCUCUAUACCAGCAGGUAUCUUUAAGUUUUGUCUUGUUUACCUUUUAAAUUUUUAAUUAACGCAAAAUUUGCCAUAGCUGGUUGUCACUGGCACUUCCUUCUUGUCUUUCUAUUUUUUUUUUUCUUUUUUUGUCGCUAAUUGUUUAAUCGACUGUGCCAUCUGUCAUAAAUGGCCGCAUAUCGCUAAUUUUAUUUGUCUACUUUUGAUUAAAGGAAUGCUCCACUGCUGUAAAACACCUGCAUUUAUAGACAUCAGGUGCACCGAAGACAAAGCAAUAUUUUUGCUCACAUUCUAAUUCAAUCAUUUGUACAAAACUCCAUGAAUAAAAAUAUCAUGUGACCCUGGUUUGCUCUCAUUUCAACAUGAAAUUGUACCUCAGCACCAUCCCAACACGUACAGAUUAAACAUUAGGACUCAGUGGAGUAUUCCUUUUCAGCCAUGAUCCAGUAAUGCAAAAACUCUGCUAGUCAGUGGUGGGGCCUUGUAAUGAUCAGAGAGAUUGGUGAGUUUUAAGCACCACUUAUACAGGCAUUAAUUUAGCCUUUUAAACAACCUUUAUCACAGGAUAAAACAAUCGGUGUCAAUUAAAUCAAUUUCACAAUAACAAUACUUUAUUCUACAUGCAAGUAAAUCUGGAUUUAAGUACUAUUUCACUACACAGAAGGCACCUACCUCUGCACCGAGGGUCCGAUUUCCACUUUUUGUGUCAUUGUUCUUAAGCACAAUCUUGCUUUAAGUAAAGACGUAACACACUUUAAUUCUUUUCAAACAAGAUAUAUUUGUGAUGAUCCAUGAUGUGAUAAAAACACUCACUUUAGACAACAAUACCGCAGAUACGAUGACUACCUUUGCAUUACAACCAAGCAACUUCUCUACAGCUCAUUUGUCUGUGUUACGUUUUAAUAAAGUUUCAAAGGACUUGAGCCCGACAUAGAUUAGUAUUUAUUUGGGAGGUCCAGUGUAAAUACAGUAGUGGGAAAAAAAGUUUUCAGACACCUUUAAAAUUUUACCUAAUCUCAAAUAUUGUCUUGAAAUAGCUGUGGAAAAUUCUUUUUUUGUGUUUCAAAAGGUUUGACUGUGUCAGACACACACAAAUAAAUGCGAUUUUUUUUUUCCCCUCUUAUUGGUAACAAGAAAAAAUAAAACUAAUAUCUUGACAGUUUCAGCAUGUCAUGUCCUGGAUGUGUUUCAGUAUCUUGCUGAAAUAUCCCGUUUCCAUCCAGGGAGCAUGUGGGUUUAGAGAAUAGAACAAAAUUUGACUGAGCUUAAUAACUUAAUAGUGAAUCUUAAUGGAAUACAUCACAAAUGUAGGGGGUGUCCAAAAACUUUUUUUCCAUUACUGUAAAUGAUACGAUAAGAUAUCUCUUAAAAUAAACCUUGCAGUUUGCCAAAAUCUCAGGUCCAAAUAGUCAAACUCUUAGUCAUCUUUAGGAAUGAUGACAACCAGCAUGUUACUUAAAAAUCACGAUAACUUAUCUUUAGACAACAACAUUCUUACUCUUCUUAUUCUGUGUUAAUGUUUUCAUCUACUAAGGGCUGGUACUUAAUUUAUAAUGUAAUAUGUUAAAAGGAAGAAAUUCCCCCUUCAUAGACAGUUUUUUUUUUUGUUUUUGUUAAAUAUAUGCAAGUGCUGAAGUAAAGCACAUUCCCACAUGUCAUUAUGUGCAGUAUACAUUUCCACAGUAAGAUGAUACAGAAAACCUCGCUGGAAGAUCUGCUACUGUGACUGUACAUGAAAAUUCACUAAUCUGGAAACUUCGAGCUGCAUGUGUUGAGUUUGGAAGUUUGGAGUUGUAGAGUUGCAGGUGUUCUGGGACCUAAGAAAGAAUGAAAGAAAAUAUGCUGUAUUGUAAUGAUACCAGCUUAUUUGUGAGUUUCAAGUAUUAAGUGCAAUGUUAAAGAGCUAGAGAUGUGUGUAAUCAAACUGAGGUUAUGUCCACACUAAUAGGUUUUUGUUUGCUGAGUCUCAACCACAUUAGCCAAUGUUUUAACCUCCUGAAAACUGAGACUUCUUGGAGCACGGCUGACCCUGUGUUAGUGUAUAAAUUCUGACUUUUUGAGCAUGUGUCACUAUAUAUCCUUCUCAGAUUUGUUGUACUCGGUUCAUGUGACAUCACCUUGGACCACCAGCUAUUAAUUCAUGGUAUCAUUUCACCAUGACACUACUGCUUAUAUUUGCUGCAGGAAUGCUCUUAUUUGAACAAUAUUUAUGAAGCUUUGCCAAAAUACUAGAGUGAACAGAAACCGUAUUAGUGUGGAUGUACGUUGAAAUGACCGGGAUUACCUUCUCUGCUUUUACUAUCCAGCUGAAACAUGAUUAGUGUUGUUUUUAAGGAUUUUCCACAACAGGAAAAAGCUGACAAUCAAAUGUCAAUGUUCAAAGGUCAUCUCAUUUUGCCCAUAAAACCUUUUAUUUUCGGUUAGUUGGCUGGUGAAGUGUCUGUUUGCGAUUCUCCUAGAGGUGUUGUUUUUCCCACUUGCACACACCAACUCGGUUAGAAUAAAUCACAGUCAGUAGAACUUUUACUAUAUGAAAGGGCAUUUCCUUUCGAACUGUGCAGCCAUAUCUGAUUUAACUAUAAUAUUAUUCCUUGAUGCAGGAUUGUGUAGUUUUGCUUGAGCCGAACUUAUUUUGCUAACUUUUGAGAAAAAAAAACAGAGAUCAAUAACAGAUUAAUUUAUUUAUAUUCUGUCAAGAUUAAUGACACACAUGAUCCAGUUGUUGAGUACAACCUGUAUGUUCUUGUGCUGGAGACAUGUUAAGUUCAUUAUCAGGUUUCUUUGGAAAAAUGUGUAAAGCACCUUUGGAAACUGGACUCUGGACUGGUUUGUUUAUGUUACGAGAAGCGUGAACAUAUAAAUCAGUGCAAUAAUGGACACACAUCUUAGCAGUAACAGGGAAGUGUAACAACUUAACAUGUCUUUAUAGUAGUUAUGCUUCUUAUUAAGUCUUUCAGAAGUAGGUUAUUUUAACCUCAUUCUUAUGAAAUUAGUGACCUCAGUCAAUAAGCCUCCUUUUUUUUACUGACCCUCAAUGCGACAAUCUUCCUUUAGGUUGUACAGGAAUCAUAGAAUAUCAGAGAGAAGUUUAAUGGAGGGACUUUGCUGAAAGAUUUCCAAUGGUGCUCACAGUUUUCCAUAGUUUUUGUUUAGUAUAAUGUGUGUCAUGAUUAAAGAUAUGUUAGCCAUAAUCAUCCCAAAUGUGAAGGAAAAAAGUUACUAAUAUUUGAUCUUUAUAUUUUCAACAAAACCUUGUGCUGAAGUGAGCCCAACUGCUUCUGAUUAGGCUUGAUGUAAAAUUGUUAUAAAAGCCAUUUUUAACAUUUAAGGCCAGUCUGUCACUUUAUGUGCCUGUCGAAUGUGGAGAAACGCCAUGUGUUGACUUUUUUUUUUUUUAACCUAGUAAUUUUUUCUAAGGAAAGCCGUUGCUGUGUGACGCCAGUGAGCGGGGCCUUCAUAGAUCUCCACUGUGACCUGAAACGCAGACAUGCAGUGCUAUUUAUGACUGAAAACAAAAGUGACACCCAUUAAAAAUACACCUACGAGUGGGAGGGAGCAAGUCGGACAGCUCUUGACUUGUGGAGCAUGCAACGUUUGGAUUUUAGCCAGAUUAUCACACAGAAUUCAUUCGCUAAAAGAAGCGUUUCAGGUUCGGCCUGUUCAAGUGGAUUUGUACUCUAGAAACCUGGUUGGAUAUAAGAUAGAAAAUAACAUAAAGCCCAGACCUGUAUUUUAUUUUAGUUUAGACCCAAACUGCAGUCUAUUUUAUGUUUUUUUUUUAUUAAUGUCUUAGUCAAUUAAAAAGUGGCUGAGCAUGUUUUUAUCAUUUAUUUUGUUGGAAAUGAUUAAUGAUCUGUAAAAAAAAAAAAAAAAACCAAAAAAUUUGACAGUAAAAAUCAAAAUAAUGACAGAAGUAAAUCUCUUUUGACAGAUUGAGGUUGCAGACUGUGCCCUUAGUAAGCCAUACUUCUGUUGAAUACAAGGCUAAUAAUAUUUGAGGUAAGUAAAUGGUUGUGUAAUUCAUUCUUGCCUAUGCAGGAUGUUACCAUUAACCUGGCGUUGGACAUUUUCUACCUCCAUCACUCAGGCACAUAAAAAUAGUUUAAUCGCUUAACUCUCAGUGGUUCUUCUCUGUGACAGAAUAACUUCAAUCACUGGUAUCAGAUUUUUAUAGAUGUACCCCCAUGGCUAUGCUGUAGUUGCUUCUUCGACUGUGACUUGUUUUUCUUUUUUUUAUUAUUAUUAUUAUUUCUUUUUUUGUUGGUUUGUGCACUGUUUCACAAUUUCUUACUGUAUUUUCAGGCACCUUGAGCUGAGCCACAGUAAAUCAUGUCAGUUUUUAAAGGUGUUACGUGUAGUAUUCUCUAAUUACUGUUAAAAUAUAACCUUAACCAGCUUAAAUAAGCAUUUUCCCAUAAAGUGGGAGCUGAAUAUUUAAAAUGAGCAGGGAAUGAGAUGAAUCAGAAUAGCAGUUGUGACUGUACAGUGUAGCACAUUUGUUCUAAUGCAAAAUUCAGUGAAACUCCUACACAUAACACCUUUAAAUGACUUUUUUUCAUGGUGACAACAUAAACUUGUCCAAUUGUGAUUCUUCUUUCUUUCUGGUGUCUUAAACUGAAUUUGUGUUUUUAAAAAAAUAUUUUCUGGAGAAAAAAAGUACAAACAUAAGCAUCACAACUUUACGGAUUUAUCAUGUAAUUUAUGCUUUAAUAAGAGUGUAGACUCAUUGUGGGCCGUGUUUUCAGUAAUGUUUCAGAUUUGUUUAUUUAUUACAUAAAUGUUGAAAUAUUUAACUUUUAAAACAUGACACUUGGUACAAACUUACAGUAUAUAUUUAAAUAUGAUACUUUGCAUGUGUACUAACUGUGUUGGAUUAAACUGCAUUACGUUGAAAUAAAAUGGGUGUAAUGCCCAAAAUAUA
Molecule: messenger RNA, 5850 nt
Organism: Sphaeramia orbicularis (orbiculate cardinalfish)
Lineage: Eukaryota; Metazoa; Chordata; Actinopteri; Kurtiformes; Apogonidae
Gene: nudt14
Product: nudix (nucleoside diphosphate linked moiety X)-type motif 14
Exons: 5
Coding region: 66-800 (244 amino acids)
Biological process (GO): ribose phosphate metabolic process; nucleoside phosphate metabolic process
Molecular function (GO): UDP-sugar diphosphatase activity; metal ion binding
Source: RefSeq, a predicted model, not a curated record